AUGAACACAUCAAACACUGUAAAAGAUGUGAAGAAGAUGAUCGAGGAUGUUGUUGGAGUACCUCCUAGUCAACAAUUGGUUGUUGAAAAUCCAGAUCACCCACCACUGGAUGAUGAAGAGAUCUUGGGUGCUCAUAACAUCCAGAAUUUGGGCUUAGUUUGGCUCUUAAGCCCAUCGAUGAAGCUCCAGAUAAAAAUCUCCCAGGCAGGUACUUGCAUGCAACUCGAUAUCUACAGCUCAUUCUUAGUUUCCAACAUUAAGGACAUGAUCCACGACAAUAUGGGUGUCCCGUCCAAUAGACAAACUCUAGUCUAUUCUGGAAGAUCACUCAAUGAUGACAAGGCCUUGUCAUUCUACGACAUUCCUAGGAAUUCCACCAUUUACGCAAUCUUUGGGGUAGACAAUGGAACAUCUGAUUUGCUGAUAUUUAUUGAUGCUGGAGCUUGUUUACAUAAAGGAGAGCUUAAGGACUCGAAAACUGUUAAAGGCUAUAAUAUGGAUGAUGGGUCCUUCAUUUCUUUGAACGUUUCUGGCUCAUUGAUCUGGUUGCAUAUCAAGGUAAAGAGCCAAAACAUGACCCAAAAUGUCAUAUCAAUUCAAGCAAAGAGUUCUGACACUGUCGAUGAAUUUAUAGCCAAGAUUCCUCAAGGGGAGUUAGCGAGCAUCGUUGGGGAACCAGCUCUGUUUCUGGAGGAGACUAGGCUUAUGGGUGACAAUGCUUUAGCCUAUUAUGAUCUCCAUUCAAGAUCUUCUCUCACACUGGAACGUGCUAUCCAAAUUCACGUGGCGAUUCCGUCCAAGCAAACAGUUAAGGUGAACCUGAAGGCAUCAGAUCCCAUCUAUCAAAUGAAGGAGAAGAUUGAAGAGACGUGUGGCAUCCCUAAUGAACUGCAACAACUGACUUAUCAUGGAGAUGCGGUGGAUGACAUGUUGAAUGCUGAGCAGUGUGAAGAACUGCUGGGGAACCUUUGGGUUCUCAGGUGGAACUGGGCUGGUAGGACUUGGUCUUUCUUCUGGCCAUCCUAUAUGCAUGUGUAG
Molecule: messenger RNA, 1038 nt
Organism: Camellia sinensis
Lineage: Eukaryota; Viridiplantae; Streptophyta; Magnoliopsida; Ericales; Theaceae
Source: RefSeq, a predicted model, not a curated record